AUGACAUCAAACAUUGCCGAGUCGUUGAAUGUUGUAACAAAAGAGGCAAGAGAGCUGCCAAUAUUUGACCUAUUAGAGUAUAUGAGGACACUUCUUGAACGUUGGACGAAAGAGAAGUUACUGAAGGCAAAGGAAAAUAAGAAAUGUAGCUGUGGACAAUUCCAACUUGAAGAACUUCCAUGUGCGCAUGCGUUGGCAGCAUUAAGGCACAGGAAUGAAACAUAUGAAAACUAUUGCUCUCCGUAUUACACAAGGAAGAGCCUUCUGUGUACGUAUGAAAUACCAGUAAAUCCUCUUCCUGAUGAAAGCAAAUGGAAUGUGCCACAACAUAUUCUGGAUGAGGUAGUAAAGCCACCGGCGGGAGAUAAAAGGCAGCCAGGGAGACCUCAAAAGGAAAGAUAUAAAACAUAUGAUGAAAUAAAGCCAAAGAAGUACAAGAUGUCAUGUGAAAAUUGUGGAGGUGAACGGCGUAACAAAAGAACUUGCAAGAAUGCGCCCAAAAAGAAAUGA
Nicotiana attenuata is the source of this 510-nucleotide messenger RNA. RefSeq lists its product as uncharacterized. Bases 1 to 510 code for a protein of 169 amino acids. NCBI's taxonomy places the organism in Eukaryota, Viridiplantae, Streptophyta, Magnoliopsida, Solanales, Solanaceae. Gene Ontology annotation, molecular function: zinc ion binding. The transcript is spliced from 2 exons. The record is from RefSeq and is a predicted model, not a curated record.